AUGCGCAACUUUGCCAGAGACAGGAGUCACAUUGAGCGAGAAUAUGCACAGAAACUGGAGAGCUUAGCUAAAAAGUAUAAGCAAAACUCAAGAUCACGUAGUAACGAUUUGGCGACAAACGAUAAUGACUGGAAUGAUUCACCAAGCACUUGUCUUGCAACCUGGAAUACUCUUAUAGCACAAACAGAACAAGUUUCAAAGGCUCGCUUUCAACUUGUUGAUGAUAUCAACAAUAAAGUAAUCGAGUCUAUAAAAGCUAUUAUUUCUCGUAAAGAAGAUGCCCGAAAGAAGGCAAGUUCGAGGCUUUUGGGGUCUAUUGCCAAGAGUUUUCCUAUUCUUUUUGCACAAAGAAGACUUAAAUCCGAUAGAGAAAAAUCAUACACUGAAAAAGAUAAGGCGAAGCAAGCCUAUGAUGAUUCUUGUGCUGAAAUAGAGAUUAUUAAGGCUAAGAUAGACAAAGGUACUGGAGACCAAGAUAAGUACCAAAAACAGCUUGAUAUUGCCAUGUCAGAAUGUGGAAAUCGCAAGAACCUUUAUAUCCUUGCUCUUGGAGUAGCAAACGCAGAAAGAGCAAAGUAUUUUGAAGAGGAUAUGCCAAAGCUGGCCGAUUAUCUGGAGAAAUUGAACGAUUCUCGAAUUUUGGCAUUGCAAGAUAUAUUCAUAAGAUACAUUGAUUGCGAAGUGCAAGCAUUGUCUACAUCCUUAGAUCACCAUAAUAUUACCCUGUCAUCGGCAAAAAAGAUAGAUCCCGCAGUUGAUUCCAGUGCAUUUAUAAGAAGUGCUAUCGGGACAGGAGAUCCUGGGGAAACUGCAGCAAACGUGAGAUUUUCCUACAUUCCUUGGAACGGUGGUGUCAAUGCUGCCGAGGCUAUUGUAGACAGGGAUUCCAAUCUUACUACAAAUGAAUCCGACAUAAUAUUCCUUAACAACAGACUUAUUAAGGAUAAGAAGCAGCUCGACACAAUAACUAAUGAGCUUUCGCGAUAUUCAUCCGAGGCAGACGAGCUUAAAUAUAGAGUAGACGCUAUCCAGAGUAAAGGAUCUUUGGAAUAUGAUAAGGCUAUGGAGCUCUUGAUGGAAUCUCUUCGAAAUAUCACUCUCCAAACUACUCAAAUGGUUAAGGUGAAAAGCGAAAUAGAGGUUAUAGUACAGAACAUUGGAGACGAAGGGUUAAAAACCACCGGACAUGAUUUUAAGCCCUGUUCAUUCACAAUUCCUACAACGUGUGAUCUUUGUAGCAAUACUAUAUGGGGACUUUCCAAACAAGGAUUUACAUGCAGAGGUACCUGGGCUUCAUGUGGCUUUAACUGUCAUGCAAAAUGCGAAAUGAAAAUUACCCCAAACUGCUCGCUUGUGCGUGGAAAAAUAGACCGCCAACAGUCUUUUGCAAAAAGUCAGCCGUUUCUCUCUCAAGGAAAACAGCAAUCGAAAGAGAAAACCCGGAAUCUGUCCUUUGGUAGCUCAAUGGGUAUCACUCCAGCCAAUAUCUCAUCAAAUACAAACCCUAUACUACAAGUUAAUGAUCCUGCUAGUCUGCCUACAGUGCGUGCUCUGUAUUCUUAUCAUUCACAGUCGCCUGAUGAACUGAGUAUAGUUGAAGGCGACUCUCUUAGUAUCGUUGGAUCUAAAGAUGACACUGGAUGGAUUAAAGUCGCAAAGAAUGGACAGACUGGACUUGUUCCUGCAAAUUAUAUCGAUCUUGAAGCAUUUGAGCAGCAGACAUUGGACACGAUACCAGGCCAUACAUCUAAUCAACCUUCAUUUGAUGUUGACCCGAUCGAAGAUCAGACCAAUCAAACUUAUGUGAUUGAUGUUGUAGUGGCUCUUUACGACUUUACAGGAGUUGGCGAUGAUGAAUUGAACUUGAGACAAGGGGACAGAAUUGAGGUCACAAAGAAAGAAGAAAACGGCUGGUGGGAAGGUGUACUAAACCAAAAGGUUGGAAUUUUCCCAGCAAAUUAUGUCCGUCCUAGCGAAUAA
Molecule: messenger RNA, 1980 nt
Organism: Phycomyces blakesleeanus NRRL 1555(-)
Lineage: Eukaryota; Fungi; Mucoromycota; Mucoromycetes; Mucorales; Phycomycetaceae
Exons: 13
Coding region: 1-1980 (659 amino acids)
Biological process (GO): regulation of actin filament polymerization
Molecular function (GO): protein binding
Source: RefSeq, a predicted model, not a curated record